Melanaphis sacchari is the source of this 947-nucleotide messenger RNA. Its product is annotated as histone-lysine N-methyltransferase SETMAR-like. The record is from RefSeq and is a predicted model, not a curated record. The transcript is spliced from 2 exons. Gene Ontology annotation, molecular function: zinc ion binding; protein binding; histone H3K9 methyltransferase activity. Bases 125 to 889 code for a protein of 254 amino acids. Lineage: Eukaryota; Metazoa; Arthropoda; Insecta; Hemiptera; Aphididae. Gene Ontology annotation, cellular component: nucleus.
GCAGUUACUUCUACAUAUGUUCAAGGGAAAUUUAUAAAAUUACAUUAAACUAUCAACAAUCAUUAUUCCAUUAUAUAUAUUUUAUGUUAUAAAUAAUAGCAAAUACAAAUAAAUAUACUUAAUAAUGUAUAGUAAUAAUCAAAGUGAAGAUUAUUACGAUCAUAUUGAUAAUUCACUUAUAUAUUCUUCAACAAACAUUCCAGGACCUGGCUGUAAUAUGAAUGAUUUAAAUAGCUGUCCCAAUCAAAUGUGUAACUGUACUAAUAAUUUGUGUCAAACACCUAGCUGUGAAUGCUUAGGUAUAGCUGGCUAUAAUAAUUAUGAUAAUUUUGGUAAGCUAAUCUCAAUUAAUAGGUCUAUUUAUGAAUGUAAUGAUUUAUGCAAGUGUACUUCAUGUCAAAAUCGAAUUGUUCAACUUGGACCAAGAAUUGGUUUACGCAUUUCUCACUGUAACAAAGGCUAUGGAUUAUUUACCGAUAUUGUUAUUGAAAAAGGACAAUUUGUUUGUGAAUAUGCCGGUGAAAUAAUUGAUUUAACGGAAGCACAGAGACGUUCAAAUUCAGAUAAUGAAAAUUAUAUAUUUGUGAUAAAUGAACAUUUUUUUGGUCAUGUAACCACAACCGUAAUUGAUUCCACAGUUAUUGGAAAUAUUGGUCGAUAUAUUAAUCAUAGCUGUGAACCUAAUUGUAUGAUUGUGCCAGUGCGGGUUGAUUCGUUAAUUCCAAGGCUAGCAAUUUUUGCAAUAAAAGAUAUUCAAUGUAAUGAAGAAAUAACAUAUCAUUAUGGAGGUGAAGGAUCUCUCCCUCAAAAUACUUUGUCCGAUGUUAAAUGCUUAUGUGAAUCAUUUAGUUGUAAUAGAUUUUUACCUCGUAAAACAGGGUUAUUUUAAUAAUAUAUGUAUUUAGUUAGUGUACAUAUUAUAUAUCCUUUAAUAAUAAUUAAAUGUA